Messenger RNA from Musa acuminata AAA Group (dessert banana), 1141 nucleotides. RefSeq lists its product as uncharacterized. NCBI's taxonomy places the organism in Eukaryota, Viridiplantae, Streptophyta, Magnoliopsida, Zingiberales, Musaceae. Bases 53 to 754 code for a protein of 233 amino acids. The transcript is spliced from 8 exons. The record is from RefSeq and is a predicted model, not a curated record.
AUUUCAAUCCGCUCGUCGUCAGCGUUUCCCAGUUCGCCAUCCGUUGGUGUGGAUGGCAGCGAUCUCUACCUCCGUCGCCUCAUCUUCCUCUCCCGCCCUCAAGCAGCGCAUGGUAAUCUCUCUCUCUCUAGCCGCCUAUUGUAAGUUGCUUCCCCUAGCGCAGCGAUCGCCCACCUUUCGCUGCUCGACCUCUCGGCGUGAUGGGAAGAGAGCCCCGCCGCUGCUGCAACUGGCCGUCGGUGGCGUCACGGAGAUCCUCAGGCUCCUCUCUCCCAAGAAACAGAGAGAUGAGGCGAAAGCCGCGACGCAAGCACCUUCUUUGGCUCGUAGCGUAGAUGACGUCGUCCGAAUUCUUCGAGCGGAUUAUGAUCGUGCUUAUUUCCUUACAGGGGAGUUCACCUCCGACAUAUAUGCCGAUGAUUGCUUAUUUGAAGAUCCUACAAUCAAUUUUCGUGGCAGGGACCGGUACUCUCAGAAUCUGGACUUGCUCGUUCCUUUCUUUGAUCGCCCAUCCCUUAAACUUGAGAAUAUCGAGAAGGGUCAGAAUUAUGAAAUGAACUUCAUUCUGGCAACAUGGUGUCUAAGGACCUAUUUAAAGUUACCUUGGAGACCUCUCAUUGGUAUUAGAGGAACAACCACAUAUGAUUUAGGUGAAGAUUUCAAAAUCAUCAGGCAUGCUGAAAGUUGGAGUAUCUCUGCUCUUGAAGCAGUUGGUCAAAUAUUCAAACUGGGCUCAGCAGGGGUUGACGAGUAAGCAUUGAAGAAAGCUUUUAACCAAACGAUGCCACCGACACUUAGAUAGGAGGUCUCGGGAUUUAUCGAGGUGUCGAGUUGCAGGAGGCAACCAGAUUCGCAAAUGGAACCAAUAGGAGGCAAGCAAAAUGUUACAAGUACCCACUGCAGGUGCACUCAUUUCACAUUGUCAGAAUACGGUCCCUUCAAAUAAGUGAGACGAGGAGACAAUGAUGUAUAAAAAGACAAUACACGUGAGAAGGGAGCGAAGUAGUCCAUUCUAAUUUUGAGUUGUAAACUAUUGGUCGCGAAAAGACCCAACCCAACCCACACAAACUCUUAGAAGGUAUCAUUUGGUAGGGAGGUUUGGAUUUAGGCUGUGAGUGAGAAGGCAGAGAUAGAAACUAAA